CUUACCGCCCCUAAUGGGCUCUUCCUCUGUGGCUGCUUUCUGUUUAACACCGGAUAGCCGUCUCAUUAAGCCUCUGCGAAUGCAAAUAAAGAAGGCUAAUGAACAAACAGAGCCUUCAGAUACCAGGGAGGCGAGCGGGGGAGGCGAGGACUUUCUUGGUGCCGCAAUCUCCCCGGCAGGAUGCUGGAGGCAGUCGAUGAUGCUUUGUGCUCCUUGGGAUUGUUUUCCGUGUUUGUGGCACGGCAAUAACGAUGAUGGGUGCCGCAAGGAGAGGUGCCUUACUCAGAACCUUGGGCGCUGCACUGACGGCCGGGACGCCUCGCAGCGAGGAUGGCCAAUUGUGAGUGGUGGGUGCCUGUUGCCACCUCGGCUGUAGCCCUGGUGCUAUACGCUCUGCUCUUACUGCUCCUUUACAUCAUGCUCAGCAGGAAAAUAGACAGCCACUCCUGCAGCAAGGAGGCGAGCAGCCGUCCUGCACCACAGCCCCAGCAGCCGCCGACCUCUUCGGCCGGAGGGGAAGGGGCACAACGACCGGCCUACGCAGGUGGUGACGUGGCCUGUUCGGACGGGAGCAGUGAGACAUCUUCGGAGACCUCGGAGGAGUCGGAGAGCAGCCCCUCCGGCACACAGGGCCCUCGGUCGCCUGAAAACCUCAAUUACACAUCCCUGCUCUUCCCGGGGAAGGGCCACGGGCCGGGCUCCGCCAGGGACUACGAGAACAUGAAGACGGGCGCGGACUACGUCAACGUGGACCCAAAGAAGAAGAAAGUGGAUUUCUGGGCCUGCUCCAGCCCUGUCGCCUCCAAAUCCAUCGAGUACACGGAGGUGAAGCUGUGACUCCCGGGACACCCCUGGGGGCCAUGGGGGUGCCAUCGGGUCCUGCUGCCGCUGCCCCACGGUGCCUGCAGCCCCCGGCAGCCAAGCAGCUAGGGAUUUCCCUUCCCACCACCCUGAUCAGACCUGGCACGGGCUGAAGCCUGAUGGUUUUUAUCCCUUGUGAUGCCGCAGCCCACUGAGAGAUUUGCUUGGUGCUGUACGUGUUGGCACCACCGCCCCUCAGGGCUGCGGAUGUGGGACGGUGCGGGGCUGCCCCACACCCCGCUUCAGGGAAAUGUUCCCUCCCCAGGCCAAAAUGUGCUCUGCACUUGUACUUGAAGGCUGGUUUUCUCAUCUCCUGAAAGCAAAUGAAUUCCCGUUCCCCCAUGGGAUGUUGUUCAGGGAGGAAAACACAGUCAUUUCCAAAACAUCCAUCUGAACUGCCUAGCAUCUCCUCUGAAUCAUGCUUCCUUUGCUGAUUGUUGUCAUAAAAUCCUUUUAAAUACA
Molecule: messenger RNA, 1323 nt
Organism: Cygnus olor (mute swan)
Lineage: Eukaryota; Metazoa; Chordata; Aves; Anseriformes; Anatidae
Gene: RHEX
Product: regulator of hemoglobinization and erythroid cell expansion
Exons: 6
Coding region: 331-837 (168 amino acids)
Cellular component (GO): plasma membrane
Source: RefSeq, a predicted model, not a curated record